UCAAUCCAAUCAAGCAACAAGCCAACCUUAACUGUCAUUGUAUGACUUUGAUUUGAUGGGAUGGGAUGGGCUAGGUUUUUUAGUGUUUUGGUGAAUUCGUAAAUGUUUCAAAUAUUUUUUAUAAUUUGAUAUAACUUAACUACGAGCUUUCAUAUUUCCUGUGAAUAAAUUAUUAUACAUUAUAAGAAUAAGAAACAAUGAAGAAUAGAAGCUUAGCUGGAAACUGUGGCAUUGGUGUAUUCAUCAUUGCCCUUGUCACUGUGGCAUUGGCUUUCGGCACGCCUAGCUGGUUGGUCAGCGACUCGAGAAUAAGGGGCGCGAAGUUGGACAGGUUGGGUCUAUGGAGUCAUUGCUUCAGAUCCCUUCCCGACCCUUUGGAUCAAUACCAAAGAAGGUUUUUCGUGGGCUGUCGUUGGGUUUACGACCCGUUCACGACCGGCUACGAUAAGAUUCGUGGCUACUUGCUUCCUGGAUUUAUGAUAGCGACGCAGUUUUUCUUUACGAUAUGUUUGCUCGGUGUUCUCGUUUCAACAGUAUUGGUCCUCAUUUUCUUCCUUUGUUGUGGACCCGAUCAAAGCCGCUUCGUGCUUUUAAUAAGAUCUAUAGGCUUCAUUAUGUUGGGCGCAGGUGUCAGUGGGGCAAUUGCAGUAAUAGUUUUUGCAUGUUUGGGAAAUGCAGAUGAAUGGAUGCCAGAUCACGCUAAUAAUUAUUUAGGUUGGUCGUUCGGCCUCGGAGUGGUCGGUACAGUGGCGUGCCUAGUCACUGCCGCGCUUUUCUUAACGGAGUCGAAUAUUCAGUUGAAGAAACGAAAGAAACUUAAAGAAUCACAAGCUCGUUUCGAAAUGGAGUAUGAGUCAAAGGCGUAAUUAGCGUCCGGAUGGUUGUAAUUGGGCCUCGUUGACUAGUGGCUGUUAUGUUAGUAGGUGUUAUGCUACUUUAUAGGUAUCAAUGACUUCGAUCUGUGUGUGCGAAAAAAUCUGUCGUAUUAUGUAUAUUUUUAAAUUUAAAAGAUAUUUGAUGCAGUUAACAUAUUUGUAUACAAUUUUCUUUCAGUUCUUAUUACUGUUUUUGAUCUGUUUGUAAACCAUAGUAUAGCUUUAAGUGAAUGAUAUUUCGUACGAAUGUUAUUGCCUUAUACAAAUCAAUAAUGCGUGUUUGCGAUCGUAGCGUAGGUAUAAUUUAUCACAAUUUCAAGAAUUAUACAUACACUUUUACUAAGAAGUUCCCCGCUUUAUGUUAAAACUUUUUUACGUUAGAUGCUAAGACUUAAUUAACGUUAAUAACUAAUUCGUCACAGCAGCACAUAACCUUUGAGUUAUUUGAUUCUUUUGGCGUUUGCUACACAAGAUAUGUGACUUGAAAUGAUUCAACAAACAUUUUUACUGCUGCCUUGAUUUCGCAUGGUUUGGCAGGAUAUGGUAUACGGUAUACGCACAUCAAGCAAGUUAGCUGUCUUUAAUCAUGGUAAACAUCAAAUAAAAGUUCAUUUUUAGGUUACAGUCAGUAAUAUUAUGAUGUUCUUACAACAACCACUUUUGGGCACUUUUCUGUAUGUGCACAAAUAAGAGUGGUUGACAAACUCGAUAAAAUCACACGAAAAACACGCACUACAUGUUUUUGUAAUUUAUUAUGUAUGUACCUUAUUAUUAUUUUAUGGGCUUUAAUUAUUAAAUCUACAAUACACUAUACCUACUCAAUUUUGUUUCGUACAUAUGAGAACGUAUGUUUUUUAUAUUAAUUUUACUAGGUAUAGGUGAUUAGUUAAGGUAUACUUUUAAUAUGAAGUUACUUAUCACAAUUACAUAUCUAACGAAUUACCUUAUAUUUUACCGUCCAUCAUUGUAGUUUUAUAAUGUUUAAGGAGUUAUAUUACGAGUAGGUAUUAUAAGUAAAAACGAUAAGACAACGUGAAGAAUCUCUUACUGCCGUCCACCAAUCAUUUUGUAUUUUAUUGUAUUCCAAUAAAUUUUAAAGAAUAUUUUA
Amyelois transitella is the source of this 1983-nucleotide messenger RNA. RefSeq lists its product as uncharacterized. The record is from RefSeq and is a predicted model, not a curated record. Lineage: Eukaryota; Metazoa; Arthropoda; Insecta; Lepidoptera; Pyralidae. Gene Ontology annotation, biological process: regulation of tube size, open tracheal system; septate junction assembly. Bases 198 to 866 code for a protein of 222 amino acids. Gene Ontology annotation, cellular component: septate junction; membrane. The transcript has 6 exons.